Messenger RNA from Procambarus clarkii (red swamp crayfish), 1112 nucleotides. RefSeq lists its product as uncharacterized. The record is from RefSeq and is a predicted model, not a curated record. NCBI's taxonomy places the organism in Eukaryota, Metazoa, Arthropoda, Malacostraca, Decapoda, Cambaridae.
ACCGCUUGGCCUCGCUAGGCUGCUCCUGUCUAUCCUGGCUCGGUGAACUGUCUCCGUCUUCCCCCGUCUGCUUCUGUCCAAGACGCUGCUUUUCUCCCUCUCCGUGGUCAAUGUACGUGUGGGGCGGCGUAGCGACGAGGACCAGUGAUAGCAGCGUGUUGAACCUCAAGAUAUGGCGGACGUGGGAGACCAGACGCUGGGCAUCUAUUUCACAUAUACACAUCCGAUGUAUCGCGGGCAGAAGGCCGACGGGUCCGUCAACACCGUGGCCAUCUCCCUCAUCACUGUAGGCGUCAUAUAUUACCUCGCGGCUCUCUUUCCUUCAAAAUCUUCUCGCUUCAGCAGGAGUAUCCAGGAGGACCAACUGGACCUCUUCCAGCAGAUAGAGAGCAACAUCGCCACGCUGGGAGUGGACGGCCACGCAUGCGUACUCCGGUUUAUCUGUGAGAUGCAAACCAACAGGUUCUCCAGCUCAUCAAUAUUCGGAGAAAUCUUCAACCUUAUGUUCACUCCGAAGCAAGGCAGCAACUACAAAAUACUAGAGGACUACAUAGCAGCGGAGAUGGCCGGGCAGGACAGUGGGCCAGGCCAGACCUGCGCGGAGACGUACCCGUCGUGUCCGGUGUCUGUGUUCGCCGUCCUGCGCCGCUUCCAGAACCAAAUGGGCUUCUCCACGCCGGAGGACAAGCCCCUCAACGCCUCCAUCAACCUCCAGAACAGUCUUCUUACAGGGGACGUUGACCCCUAGAGCACCGCCACACAAGGCUGUUCGUUUCUUCUUUUCUACGCUAACGUGCAGCCCUACUUUCAACCGUGUGCAGCAUCAACACAGAGCUCAGUCGAAGAUCCGGGGGUUUAAUUCCUUUGUGGGACAGAAAUGGUUGGGCACGCGUCCUUCCACAUAAUGCCUCUGUAUACAGUAGUUCUAAAGGGGGGGUGGAGGAGGUUUUCUGUUCCUGACAAAACGAAUUAAACCUUUGGCUGUUUAUAUUAUAGAUGUUACUACUGCUCGGCUUAGACUCGAUUACAAGUAUCUCUGGGAAUUUUCAUUAUCUGCUGAUGUAGAUCUGACCAAAUGUAAACUGUGUCAACAAAAUUAUUCGUACACCUUC